CUGCCCAGCCCCAGGCACCGGUCUCCCCCCGCGGCUGGCCCUGGGCCGCUGGUCCUGACGGAGGGGCCGCCCCUGUCCUGCACCCUGCCUGGGGCACCCUGCCUGGGGCACCCUGCCUGGGGCGGCGCCCCUCCUAGUCCUCUGCCCGGGACAGUGGCUAGGGAGGUGCUGUGGACACGGAGGUACAGUGGGAGGUGACAGGUUCAGUGUCGCGGCUGCUGGCCUCUGAGAGGAAUGAGCGCAGGUGUGGGUGCCGCAAGAGGUGUGUUUGCACACGUGUCAGCGUGUGGAUGUGCUAAGACUGUUUGCAUGUGGAGCGUGUGUGAAUGGAGAGGGAGAUGUGUGGGACUGACUGGCUCGUGGGCUGGUCACACUGCUGGCGGCUGUGUCUUUGCCCAGCAGGCUCAGGCGUCCUCCUGUGCUUCAUUCUUCCUAGGACCCCAGAUCUCCAAUCCCCUUCCUGGGGUGGGGUGGGGGUCUGCUGUUAGGGCACACUCGCCGCUGCCAGGCAUCCAGGGGCUGGGGGCUCAACUGUAUCCAUCAUCUGCUGUUUGGCUAUUCAUGGUUUUUCUUGUGGGCUUUCUCAGUACGGGGUGUCCUUGGGCCAGGCCUGCUUUAGGGGCUCAGGCCGGGCUGCGGGCUGCCUGCCUGUGUGUGCUCCUGCACCCUUCGGUUUGGCUCCCACUCUGGGAGGCAUGUCUGCACCAUUUGGAGCAGGCAGCAUGGUGGGGCUGUGUCCAUCCCCCUGAGGGCCUGGUGGGUGCCGGAGUAUGUGCUUGCUGAGGGCCAGCUACCUGCUGUCUGCUGUCCCCAGGCCUUGUGGCUAAGGAAGGACCGCCCCCAUUCUGGUGACCAGGUCAAGCCAGUGUCUUCUCCCCCUCUCCUCAGCAGCUGUCUAUACCUAUAGCCGGAUCCUCCUCCUCCUGUAUUUUCUUCUGCUGUUGAAAAUACUGACCAGAGGUCAGUACUGUCCUGAGGGUCUGUUUUCUGUGCCAGGUCUGAGCCCUCCAGAGUGUGUCCCCUGGGGCUAGGUCUGUACAUCUUUGGGUGGUCACCCAGUGAGAGCAUCUGAGACUUAUGGGUCAAAGCCUUGGGCACGUCACUGCCUCUCUCCUGAGGUGGUCCUGGCAGUGGGUGAGGGGGGCUCCUGGGGAGAGGGUAGAUGGGGUGGCAAGACCUUGGUUGGUGGGAGCAGUCCCCCCUGGCUCCUGUGUGUGUGUGUGUGUGUGUGUGUGUGUUGCAGUGGCAUAGAUUCUGGGGAAGGGAGCAGCAGGCAGGAAGCUGGGUGUUCUAGGCCUGGCCUCAGGGAGUGUGGAGACUACUGCCUAUCUACUACUACUACUACUAUCACCUCUAGUGAAACCCGGCAGCCCUUUGCAGGGGCCUGGAGGAAUGGCUCCGGCUGCUGGAACCUGUCCAGGUCACCCCAGCGUUUCUGUGAUCUUGGGUCACUCUGCUAAGAGAGGAGGUUGAAAAUAGGACCCUCAAUUCAACUCCUGCUGACCAGACCGAGACCAGCCAUGGAAGUCUGUGGGCGCCCCCCCCCCCCCCAGGGGUCUAGAAGCAGCCAGUUGUGUAGGGUCAAGGUUCUUGGGCAGGUGAGGACCUUGGGCUCUGGCUUAUACCCUGGGUGUGGAGUAGGUGCCCAUCUUUCUUUUCUCUUCCUGCUCUGCCCUCUUCUGAGUAUGAGAUAGUGUCACCCUCCUCCCCCCAUCUCUGCCUGUGUCAAGUUUUCUUUCCUGCCCUUCACUGCUGGCUUUUGCUGGCCCACAUGGGGCGCAGAACCUCCCAUCCUCCCUGGUAGGUGGCAAGUAUAGGUGGUAAGUGUUUGGAGGGUCUCAGGAGUUCACAAUCCCAGAAUAUGGUGUUUCACGGACCACUUGGAGACCGUAUCUCCAUUAGCCUUACGGCAGUUUGUGGCUAGGCAGGGCAGGACCCGCUUAUCACCCCACUCUAGAUAGGACUCGAAGCCUCCGGGAGGCAGGGACCCAUUAGUAGGUGGGUAUAGAGUCCGACUCAGACUCAAGUCCUCCAAAUUCUAGUCCCUUAUCUCCCACACUUCUCCUCCUGGACAGUUUGUUCCUGGCGAUAGGCUUAGAAAGGAGGUUGGAGGCCUGGGGAGCCGUGAGUCAGCCCCCAUGGGCAGCAGAGGAGCUCAGCAACUGGUCUCUAUCUGGACCGACUCACUUCCCUCACUGCCAGCCAACUUCUCGCCCUGGAAGAUGCUUUGUCUGUCCCAGGGGACCCCGUGGUCCGAGCCCCAGGGGACAGUGGUGAGCAAAACAAGGCCCCUGGGCAGGGGAAGCUGGCCUGGGAGUGUUGUGCACACACAGGAGGGCUGCUCCCCCCCUCCUUCCCCGCCAUUCUUUGGCCAUCCUGGCCCUACCCGCUCACCAGUCCCCAGGGUAGUGCUUUUGGAGGAGGCCUGACCCCCCCCCCCCCAGCCAGACUGCCCUGGCCUUAUUGGCCUACCCUGCUCCACCCCCUUGGGGGCUCCACUCUGGUACUGGAGAGGUUAAGGCCCUGUUCCCUUCUGAGAUUCCUUUCAUUUCCCAACUCUGAUACUCCUUGCCUUGAUUUCUGGCUCCCCUGGGCUUCCCUAGCCCCCUGCUCACUGCCAUCCUAGGGUCUCCCCUGCAUGCAGCUGCACUUGGUACAGCCCAUGCCGGCCCCUGAGCUGUCCUGGGGGACUGGUUACAGCUUCACUCAGCAAACCAGAGGGCAGGGUGCCCUGGGCUGCUGGCUGGGGCCGCCCGAACUCUGCAGGUAGGAUCCAGGCAGGCACUACGGAGAGUGGGUAGGGGGAGCUGGGUCCUGGAUCCUAGAUCCAGGGCAGGCCCCUCCUCCUCCCUUUGUCCAGCUUUGUAACCCAACUGGGGGGGGCGGGUCGUGAAGUGAGCCCACAGACUUUAAGGUGCACGCCACCUGGGCAAAGCCUCUAGUCCCAGGCCUGAGACCCGGUGGAGAGGGGAAAGGAGGGUGCUGGAAGGGAGUACCUUCAGAGCAGUCUGGGAGAGCCCAGUUGGGUGUGGAGAGCUUCCUAGCCAGGAGGGUGGGGCUGAAGCCCAGGGAGGGUCUGCGGUGGCUGGGAGCUCAGGACCGGCCGAGACUAGCACCCUCACCCGCACGGCCUUUACUGCCAGCCUCCUGGUCGUGCCGCUGAGGAGUGCCGCCCUCCUUGUGGGGACGCCCUGGCUUCGGAACUGCCUGCCUUCCCUGGGCCCUCCCUGGGGCCUCCGGCCCAGAUCCUGGGGCCUCUGAGUGGCGCAGACUGUUUGUGGCAGCUCCCUUCGGAGGGGCAGCCAGCAGUGGGAGGGGCAGGCUGGGGCCAGGCUGCAUGUUGGCAGCCCUGGGGUCCUGGGGGAGAGGCACGCCCCUGGGGAGGAGGUCGUCCUGCUGCCAGGCAGGUCCUGCACUUCCUCUCCUCCUCUGCCCCAGGGGGCUGGCGCACAGCUCAGAGCCCAGUGGCAGCCAGUGUAGGUCUCUGCAGGUCUGGUAUGUCGAGCACAGGCCUUGGGUUUCUGAGAGGAGGCUUGCUGGGGCCAGAAGCAGGUCUAAUCCUGGCCGGCCAGCCUGCCUGCCCUGGAAGCUGCGGCCUGGGGCACAGCCACCAGGUCCUUAGCACCCGGGGGGGGGGGGGGUGCGCGGGUGUGUGCGCACCCCCGAACACGUACACAUGGGUCUGCCUGUAGGAGGUCUCCUGCUCACUGAGGCAGCGCCCCUAGUCCAGGAUUCAGAUUCUUACUUCUGGAGUGAGCAAAUCCACUGGCCCUCGAGGCUGACUCAGGACCCCCACUCCUGAGCCUGCAGGGGAUGAGGGGCCCCUUGCCAGACAGUGAGGGUGAGGUCCUUUGGGAGCCACGUGCAGGCCCACUCCUCAGCCUCCGAGGAGGGACUGCCCACUCUCUAGGCCCUGGCCUCUGUCUGGGACAGGCCUGGGGCAUGCAGGGGCCCAGGGCUCCCAGUGCACACAGGCCCUGCCCUCCACCCUUUGACCCUGGCAUCGCUGUCUCCACAGAGGCUCGGGGUGGGCUGGGGGCCCCUCCGCUGCAGUCUGCCCGGUCCCUGCCAGGCCCUGCCCCCUGCCUCAAGCACUUCCCACUCGACCUACGCACAUCAAUGGAUGGCAAAUGCAAGGAGAUCGCUGAGGAGCUGUUCAGCCGCUCCCUGGCUGAGAGCGAGCUCCGCAGCGCCCCGUACGAGUUCCCUGAGGAGAGCCCCAUUGAGCAGCUGGAGGAGCGGAGGCAGCGCCUGGAGAGGCAGAUCAGCCAGGAUGUCAAGCUGGAGCCAGACAUCCUGCUUCGGGCCAAGCAAGAUUUCCUGAAGACAGACAGUGACUCAGACCUCCAGCUCUACAAGGAGAAGGGCGAGGGGCAAGGCGACCGGGGCCUACGGGAAAGAGACGUGGUGCUAGAGCGAGAAUUUCAGCGGGUCACCAUCUCUGGCGAGGAGAAGUGUGGGGUGCCGUUCACCGACCUGCUGGAUGCAGCCAAGAGUGUGGUGCGGGCGCUCUUCAUCCGGGAGAAGUACAUGGCCCUGUCGCUGCAGAGCUUCUGCCCCACAACCCGCCGGUACCUGCAGCAGCUGGCUGAGAAGCCCCUGGAGACGCGGACCUACGAGCAGGGCCCCGACACCCCUGUGUCCGCUGAUGCCCCCGUGCACCCCCCUGCGCUGGAGCAGCACCCAUAUGAGUACUGUGAGCCAAGCACCAUGCCUGGGGACCUGGGCUUGGGUCUGCGCAUGGUGCAGGGCGUGGUGCAUGUCUACACCCGCAGGGAAGCUGAUGAGCAUUGCUCAGAGGUGGAGCUGCCGUACCCUGACCUGCAGGAAUUCGUGGCAGAUGUCAAUGUGUUGAUGGCCCUGAUAAUCAAUGGCCCCAUAAAGUCCUUCUGCUACCGCCGGCUACAGUACCUGAGCUCCAAAUUCCAGAUGCACGUGCUGCUCAAUGAGAUGAAGGAGCUGGCCGCCCAGAAGAAGGUGCCACACCGAGAUUUCUACAACAUCCGGAAGGUGGACACACACAUCCAUGCCUCGUCCUGCAUGAACCAGAAGCACCUGCUGCGCUUCAUCAAACGGGCAAUGAAGCGACACCUGGAGGAGAUCGUGCAUGUGGAGCAGGGCCGCGAGCAGACGCUGCGGGAGGUGUUCGAGAGCAUGAAUCUCACUGCUUAUGACCUGAGUGUGGACACGCUGGACAUGCACGCGGACAGGAACACCUUCCAUCGUUUUGACAAGUUCAAUGCCAAAUACAACCCCAUUGGGGAGUCUGUCCUCCGAGAGAUCUUCAUCAAGACUGACAACAGGGUUUCUGGAAAGUACUUUGCCCACAUUAUCAAGGAGGUGAUGUCAGAUUUGGAGGAGAGCAAAUACCAGAAUGCGGAGCUGCGGCUCUCCAUCUACGGGCGCUCCAGGGAUGAGUGGGACAAGCUGGCCUGCUGGGCCGUGAAGCACCGAGUACACUCUCCCAAUGUGCGCUGGCUCGUGCAAGUGCCCCGCCUCUUCGACGUGUACCGCACCAAGGGCCAGCUGGCCAACUUCCAGGAGAUGCUGGAGAACAUCUUCCUGCCACUGUUUGAGGCCACCGUGCACCCUGCCAGCCACCCAGAGCUGCACCUCUUCUUGGAACACGUGGAUGGCUUUGACAGCGUGGAUGACGAGUCUAAGCCCGAGAAUCACGUCUUCAACCUGGAGAGCCCUCUCCCUGAGGCUUGGGUGGAGGAGGACAACCCACCCUACGCCUACUACCUAUACUACACCUUUGCCAACAUGGCCAUGCUGAACCACCUGCGCAGGCAGAGGGGCUUCCACACGUUUGUACUGAGGCCGCACUGUGGGGAAGCCGGGCCCAUCCACCACCUGGUGUCAGCCUUCAUGCUGGCGGAGAACAUUUCUCACGGGCUGCUUCUGCGCAAGGCCCCGGUCCUGCAGUACCUGUAUUACCUGGCCCAGAUUGGCAUCGCCAUGUCUCCGCUCAGCAACAACAGCCUCUUCCUCAGCUACCACCGGAACCCACUACCUGAGUACCUGUCCCGUGGUCUCAUGGUCUCGCUGUCCACGGAUGAUCCCCUGCAGUUCCACUUCACCAAGGAACCACUGAUGGAGGAAUAUAGCAUUGCCACCCAGGUGUGGAAGCUCAGCUCCUGCGACAUGUGUGAGCUGGCACGCAACAGUGUGCUCAUGAGCGGCUUCUCCCACAAGGUGAAGAGCCACUGGCUGGGACCCAACUAUACCAAGGAGGGCCCCGAGGGCAAUGACAUCCGCCGUACCAACGUGCCGGACAUCCGUGUGGGCUACCGCUACGAGACUCUGUGCCAGGAGCUGGCGCUCAUCACACAGGCUGUCCAGAGUGAGAUGCUGGAGACCAUCCCAGAGGAGGCCGGGGUCACCACCAGCCCGGGGCCUCAGUGAGGCCGGCCCACCGUGUCCCCUGCCUCUCAGCACCUUGACCACGUUUUAGCCUCCGGCCCCUCCCACCCUGUUGUGUCUGCAUGUGUCCUUUCUACUUUGUUCUGUCCUGCACGUCUCCGACCUGUUUCUGUUCCCAUGCCACCUCAGUGAAAAUGGUGCCCCGAAUCUGCCCUGCCCUGGUCUUGGUUCGGCUACUCGAUGGCCUCCGGUCUGCUGGCUGCCACGCCGGUGGCCCUGUCCCAGGAACCUCCGAAGUCUGGCUGUCCUGUGGGCGUCAGUGUGUCUGCAGGGGCUAGGGAUGGUUGAGGGGGGCUGGCCCCUCUAGCCUUUGGGGUCCCGCCUGGGCAGAUGUUGUCUUGUGUGUGUGUGGCUGAGGAGCAGACGGGCCGGGGGGUCUCUACAGCUCCUUCGGCGGCUCUGCAGUGAGCAGAGCUGGGCGCAGAGCCCUGGCUCCCUCGAUUCGGGCCGUGGAGGUGCCAGACCCCCGCCUCGACCAAGUCACUGCCUAGCAGCCCCCCCGUCCCUUCUCUGGUCCACAUGCUCCUCUGGUGUCAGCUCCCUGUGCCUCUGUGGGAGGGGCGGCUGCCCUGUGUUGUAUCCGGGGCCGCUGCAGCUGGGGCGUCUGAAGCUGCCAGCAGCCCUGAGGGCGGUAUCCCCACUCUGGUCCCGAGUUUUGACCAGACCUGAGUCCACCUGGUCCCCUGUGUUGUGUUCUGGUCAGAGGCCUUUGCUGUGAAAUGCAGUGUUUCAUACGAUCCCAUCUUUCCUAGUGCAUGAGAAAUAAAGAUUAUUUAAGUAAU
Molecule: messenger RNA, 7208 nt
Organism: Nyctereutes procyonoides (raccoon dog)
Lineage: Eukaryota; Metazoa; Chordata; Mammalia; Carnivora; Canidae
Gene: AMPD2
Product: adenosine monophosphate deaminase 2
Exons: 17
Coding region: 3814-6408 (864 amino acids)
Biological process (GO): AMP metabolic process; IMP salvage
Cellular component (GO): cytosol
Molecular function (GO): AMP deaminase activity
Source: RefSeq, a predicted model, not a curated record